Molecule: messenger RNA, 470 nt
Organism: Cercocebus atys (sooty mangabey)
Lineage: Eukaryota; Metazoa; Chordata; Mammalia; Primates; Cercopithecidae
Product: parvalbumin alpha-like
Exons: 3
Coding region: 66-470 (134 amino acids)
Cellular component (GO): nucleus; cytoplasm
Molecular function (GO): calcium ion binding
Source: RefSeq, a predicted model, not a curated record
CAAGCAGCACCCCCAAUCCAUGUGUGCACCCCAUGAAUUGACUCCCUAUCCACCCCAGGACCAGGAUGGACGAGGACUUCUCCCAGAUGAAGAAGAUGGCCUUGGCCAUGGGCACGUCCCUAUCAGACAAGGACACUGAGCUGCUCCCCACGGACAUGAGACACCACGGAUCCUACAGCUACCUCAAGUUCUUUGAGCACAUGCGCAAGUUCCACGCCUCAGGCCAGCUGGACGAAGCCAUCCGAGAGGCCUUCCAGGCCCUGGACAAGGACAGGAGCGGCUUCAUUGAGUGGAACGAGAUCAAAUACAUCCUGUCCAUCAUCCCCAGCAGUGGGCCCACUGCCCCGCUGACAGACGAGGAGGCUGAGGCCAUGAUCCAGGCGGCGGACACAGACGGGGACGGGAGGAUCGACUACGAAGGUGGGGGCAGCACAGCCAGGGUAUCCUCAGGACCCUCCUUCCCCUGCUAG